Molecule: messenger RNA, 858 nt
Organism: Aspergillus fijiensis CBS 313.89
Lineage: Eukaryota; Fungi; Ascomycota; Eurotiomycetes; Eurotiales; Aspergillaceae
Exons: 1
Coding region: 343-666 (107 amino acids)
Source: RefSeq, a predicted model, not a curated record
UAAGGACUGGGGCUGACUUCAUAUUUCUUGGGGGAAGAUAAGGAGGCCCGCCCUGGAAUUAUCUCGCCAUGACAUCAUCGUUGCAUCGUUGCCACACGGAGCCGCAGUAUAAGAAUCUCCCCACAAACGCAGCCUUACCCCAAGCAAAAUCACUAGAUCACCAUACUCUAAAUCGAUUCUAGCAAGCAAACCUUGAAUUCUUGUAUUUGCAAAUUACCUUUCCGUGCAAACCCUCACGAAUCUCCACAAGAACCUCGCAAACCUAAACCACAUAUCGCGAACACAGCCGAUUUUUCUACAAUAUCGAAAAGCGCAAAGCGACGUAACCCACCAACCACCAAGAUGUCGUACAACUCCUCCCAAACCUCCUACUUCGAAUCCUCGUCCUCGUACUCCUCCUCGUCCUCCUCGUCAAACGACCAGAACCAACAGCCCCCCCACACCCAAGAAUCCGGCCACCGCGCGGCCUUUGCCUCGCACACCGACCCGGAGGGCAACACCACCGUUCGCACCGGCCACCAGAACCUGGGCGAGGAGCCCGUCCUCAAAGAGAAGCGCUUCAGCACCUCCGGGCGCGAGCGCGAGAUGAUGUUGGCGGCGGGCACCCCCAUGGGCGGGGUCAACCGUAUUCAAGAUCUGGAUGAGUCGACGGGGGAUACUUAUUAAGUUUUUUGCUCGGGUUUCCAGUGGGUGGUGAAUGUGUUUUUAGGGGGUGGCUUGGCCGAGAGGUGGUAAUGUAUUCGGGAUGUGAGACACGUUCACUGCUGCGCUGUUAUUAUUGACUUGAUAAUAAGUUCUUGAUGAAUUAUAUGAUAUGAAUAUAUGGCUUGGAUUUUCUUUUUUGUGCUUUGGGGCGGG